CGUACUAGAAAGACCUUUUCCCAAUGUUUGGUAGGGUUGCCUUUUUCGUGAGCGUGGUAUAUGUGGUACUUAAUACAAUGUUACUGCGCUGGGCUGCUAAACAGCUGCCUUUUACUUUCUUUGACGAUGAGGAGCACUUUAACGCAACGUUGGCGAAACUACUGAAGCCUCGAUAUGUGGGCAGUCCGGGACAUUCUGAGGUUCGGGACUUUAUCGAGAAGGAGCUGCAGAGUUUGGACUUUACCGUUCUACGGUUUGACUUCAAAGAAGGCGCCAAUUUCACCAAUUUGGCGGGUUAUUGGAAUAAGGAGGCGGAGCAUACUCUAAUGCUAACCUGUCACUAUGAUAGCAGAAAGCCAAAGGAAUGGGACAAGGACAUUCUUCUCUCAGCCACUGAAGGCGCUGUUUCUUGUGCCAUUCUCCUAAACCUGGCCAAAACUUUGGGAUUGUUCUUAGCGGAGAAGUUGUCCAAAAAAAGUGGAAUGGGUCUGGCUCUUAUUUUCUUUGAUGGCCACUAUCCUGUGACUUCGGAUGAUGAAGAUGAAAACGAACUCAUUGGCUCAGGUCGCUUCAUAGAAGAUGAUAUUAUACCUUUGGAGAAGAUUGCUCUUGCAUUAACCCUUAGCUAUAUUGGAGCUCCGAAUCAAACUUACUAUAACUACUUUGAAGCUAGCGAGGAUCUGCACGAUCUUGUUACUGACAUAGAACUAGAACUUAGAAAAUCGGGAGAACUAACCGACUGCCAUGUGCUGUUCCACAAAAAAAAAGAAUUCGACAAUGAUCUGCUUGACGAUCAUAUUUUAUUCCAUGAACUUGGUGUUCCAGUCAUGCAUGUGGCUCCACACGAAUUCCCAAAAGUCCUUUACACGGCUGCUGAUAAUCAAGAAAAUUUACACUAUCCUACCAUUCGUAAUAUGAUAAAAAUUAUGCGCAUAUUUGUGUAUGAUUUCUUGGAACACUGGGAUGCCUACAUAUCUGCAAAUGAUAAUUUUGUUCCGUAUUCCGAUUCAGAUGAUAAUUAA
Messenger RNA from Drosophila subpulchrella, 1022 nucleotides. RefSeq names its product glutaminyl-peptide cyclotransferase. The coding region runs from base 24 to 1022 and encodes 332 amino acids. Lineage: Eukaryota; Metazoa; Arthropoda; Insecta; Diptera; Drosophilidae. The record is from RefSeq and is a predicted model, not a curated record. Gene Ontology annotation, molecular function: zinc ion binding; glutaminyl-peptide cyclotransferase activity. The transcript has 4 exons.